AUUUCAGUCACACUCAUUUCUUUAACUCUGUACAGGAAACUUGUUUCAUGUCAGUACAAUCAGCUCUGCUGCUGCUCGGUGGUCUCCAUCCUCCUGUCCCAAAUGGCUUCUUUCAAAUUCUUCCUCUUUUUGUCUCUAAUCUCAGAGUUAACAGCUCUUCAGCAGGAUGUUCAGGUGAAGCUUGGAGAUGACGUCACUCUCCAGUGUCAGAUUACCACGGAUGAAAUAAUCUCAGUGCUGAAGUGGAGCAGAGCUGACCUGAACACAGACGGCUACGUCUACUUCUACAGGAACAAACGCUCCUAUGAAAACUACCAACAUCCAUCUUUUCAUGGCCGAGUGAAGCUGAGGGACCCGGAGAUGAAGGAUGGAGACGUUUCUCUGAUCCUGAAGAACGUCACAUUUAAUGACACUGGGAUUUAUGAGUGUCAUGUAGCAGUGAGGAACCCUGUGAGAAGUAAAAGAGUUCACACUGAGAUCAGUCACUUCAUCAACCUCACAGUCACAGGUGAAACACAUGAAAGCGUGUCAGAGAAACGAGUCAUAGAAAGAAGAGACGCAGAUGGAAACAUGGAUGAUACUGAAAGGGUCGGAGCUCCAUCUGUUCAGGUUGUUGUUCCUGUUGUUGUUGUUGUUGUUGUUGUUGCUCUUUUUGCCGUUGGUUUUGUGACACACCAACACACUUGUCAACAUAAGAAGCAACGUCCAGUCAAGCUUCCUACUGAGGACUCAGAUGAAGGACUAUGAAGCUGCAGAAAUGUAUAAACUUUCUUGAUGAAAACUAAAGCGCUGACAUUAACUCACUUUAUAAAAUGUAUGUAUAUACAGAUGUUAAUAAAUUUGUUAGACCACAUCAUAAAAACAGAAAACACACACAACAUUUUAAUACGGACUCAGUGAAUUUUAAAAAAUACUCUUCAGACUAAAUUUACAUUUUAAACUCAAACCUUAACCUGCACACUGUAAUUAUAUCAUAUAAA
Messenger RNA from Oreochromis niloticus (Nile tilapia), 980 nucleotides. RefSeq names its product myelin-oligodendrocyte glycoprotein-like. Gene Ontology annotation, molecular function: signaling receptor binding. The transcript is spliced from 3 exons. Gene Ontology annotation, biological process: regulation of cytokine production; T cell receptor signaling pathway. Gene Ontology annotation, cellular component: external side of plasma membrane. The record is from RefSeq and is a predicted model, not a curated record. Bases 103 to 747 code for a protein of 214 amino acids. NCBI's taxonomy places the organism in Eukaryota, Metazoa, Chordata, Actinopteri, Cichliformes, Cichlidae.